UUCCACGUCAGUAAGUUUGCCUGUGGAGGAGAUUACCUACCGGUGACAGAGUAUCUGUCUAACGUUAAUGCUAUAACAGAAAAACAGCAGGGUAUGACAACACUACGCGGAACAGUCUGAAAUAUUCACGAUGGUGGACAAGAAUAUAUACAUCGUUCAAGGGGAGAUUUCUGUUGUUGUUGCUGCAAUCAAGAGGAACUCUAGAUGGAGUACCCAUACACCUUUGGAUGAAGAACAGGACACGCUGCUCAACAGCUUCAGGCUUUUGAAAGAGACCCUCAAUAACAUCAAAGAUCUUUCCGAUGUGGAACCCAAUGUGUUUCUAAGACCUUUUCUGGAGGUGGUUCGCUCAGAGGACACAACUGGACCAAUCACAGGCCUUGCUCUCACAUCGGUCAACAAGUUCUUGUCUUAUGGACUUAUAGAUGCCAAUCAUGAAGGGGCAGCGGAGUGCAUCGAGAACAUGGCUGAUGCGGUCACACAUGCAAGAUUCGUGGGCACCGACCCUGCAAGUGAUGAGGUGGUGCUGAUGAAAAUCCUCCAGGUUUUGAGGACUUUGCUAUUGACUCCUGUUGGAGCCCAUCUUACCAAUGAAUCUGUCUGUGAGAUCAUGCAGUCCUGUUUCCGUAUAUGCUUUGAAAUGAGAUUAAGUGAACUGUUGAGAAAGUCAGCGGAGCACACGCUGGUGGACAUGGUGCAGCUGCUCUUCUCCAGAUUACCACAGUUCAAAGAGGAGGCCAAGAGUUAUGUGGGCACUAACAUGAAGAAGAUCCCAGGCUGUAUUCUGGACGCGCAGGAUUUUAUUUAUGCAGAUCAGCCUAGAAACACCAAUCAGACGGGCUUAGAGAGGCUAAAGAUGAGAGCCGGGGGAAUGAGCGAGUCGUCCAAGUGGAAGAAACAGAAGCGUUCUCCCCGUCCCCCUCGUCACAUGGUGCGCAGUCCUUCAGGACAGAUGGAUCCAGCUCAGUCCAGCACUCUCACCAACAACCUUUCAGGUGGAGUUCCCUUCAUAGAGCAGCACAGCGGAAGUUCUUCUACAUUUCCUGGUUCUGACAGUGCAGCUUCUUCCAUCUCCAGCCCCACCACUGACAGUGGCUUAGACAGUGGCUCCAAAACCACCUCAAAGGAGGAUCUCACAGACCUGGACCAGAACAGCUCAACGGCCACCACUCCCAUCACACCCUCCGCAGAGCCAGGCAGACUGGAAUCACAGUCUGAAGGAAGAGGAGUGGAACGAGCCCAGUCCGCCUCAGUGGAGUCCAUUCCUGAAGUCCUGGAAGACCGAGACCUGCUGACUGACCAGUCUGAUUCAGCAUCUGUCCAUGAUAUGGACUAUGUGAACCCUAGAGGAGUGCGCUUUACACAGUCCACUCAGAAAGAAGGUGCUGCCCUUAUCCCGUAUGGUCUGCCAUGUCUGAGAGAGCUCUUCCGGUUCCUCAUCUCUCUCACCAACCCACACGACCGCCAUAACUCUGAUGUGAUGAUGCACAUGGGCCUUCAGCUUUUAAACGUUGCCCUUGAAGCCGCACACAUCGCCCCCUACCAGUCAUUGCUCGGUCUGGUCAAAGAUGAGCUCUGUAGGCACCUCAUACAGUUGUUAGGUGUGGACCGAAUGAAUCUGUACACCGCCUCCAUACGUGUGUGCUUUCUUCUGUUUGAAAGCAUGCGAGAGCAUCUGAAGUUCCAACUUGAGAUGUACCUGAAGAAGCUAAUGGACAUCAUUACCUCAGAGAACCCGAAGAUGCCCUAUGAAAUGAAGGAGAUGGCCCUGGAGGCCAUAGUACAGCUCUGGAGAAUCCCCAGCUUUGUCACAGAGCUCUACAUAAAUUAUGACUGUGACUUUUACUGCUCCAACCUGUUUGAGGAUCUGACCAAAUUGCUCUCUAAGAACGCCUUUCCAGUGUCUGGGCAGCUCUACACAACCCAUCUCCUGUCACUUGAAGCGCUGCUGACAGUGAUUGACAGCACCGAGGCUCACUGUCAGGCCAAAGUGCUCAACAGCGCUUUGCAACAGGAUCAGUCCGAAUCCACAACCGUAGGAGACAGUUCAGUCAGUACCAUCACAGAUUCACCCGCAGAAACUGGCAAAUCUCAUCCCAGUUCUAAUGGACAGAACUCUUUGGCGUCUGAGAUGAGGGCUUCCUGUCCUCCCACCAGCGGUCAUCUCAUGGCAGAGAAGAUGAGAUUAGGUAGACAGGACCAGGAGGAGGUGGACACAGGAGAGAAGAAAAUCUCGAAGAAGCCUCAUCGUUUUUCCAGCUAUCUUCCAGACUCUCAGGAACUUCUGGAAAUCAAGAACAAGAAGAAGCUUCUGAUCACGGGUACAGAACAGUUCAAUCAGAAGCCCAAGAAAGGCAUUCAGACCCUGCAGGAGAAGGGCCUGCUCAGCAGCCCCAUGGAUAAUAACGAGGUAGCCCAAUGGCUGAGAGAAAACCCCCGUCUGGAUAAGAAGAUGAUCGGAGAGUUUAUCAGCGACCGCAGGAAUACUGACCUGCUGGACAGUUUUGUAAACACGUUCACUUUCCAGGGGCUGCGCAUAGACGAGGCCCUCCGCUUGUAUCUGGAGGCUUUCCGUCUUCCUGGCGAAGCACCUGUCAUUCAUCGGCUUUUGGAAACCUUCACUGACAACUGGCAUAAAGUGAACGGUAAUCCCUUCCAGACAAAUGACGCUGGCUUCGCCCUGGCUUACGCCGUGAUCAUGCUAAACACCGAUCAGCACAACCAUAACGUUCGAAAGCAGAACAUCCCCAUGACUUUGGAGCAAUUCAAGAAGAAUCUCAAAGGUGUGAACGGAGGAAAUGACUUUGAUCAAGAUAUGCUGGAAGACAUCUACAAUGCCAUCAAGAACGAGGAGAUUGUGAUGCCGGACGAGCAGACGGGGCUGGUGAAGGAGAACUAUGUGUGGAGUGUUCUGCUGCACAGAGGAGCCUCCGCUGAAGGGAUGUUCCUGCAUGUGCCGGACAGCAGUUACGACCGUGACCUCUUCUCCAUGACCUGGGGACCCACUAUUGCCGCCCUCUCCUAUGUUUUCGACAAGAGCCUGGAUGAUACUAUUAUUCAGAAGGCUAUUGCUGGCUUUAGGAAAUGUGCCAUGAUCUCUGCACACUACGGCUUCAGUGACGUCUUUGAUAACUUGAUCAUUUCCCUCUGCAAGUUUACUACACUCAGCUCUGAGUCUGUAGAGAACCUACCCACCGUGUUUGGCAGUAACAGGAAGGCUCAAGUCGCUGCCAAGACUGUGUUCAGCCUGGCGCAUCGUCAUGGCGAUAUUUUACGAGAUGGAUGGAAAAACAUCAUGGACUCUAUGUUGCAGCUUUUCAGGGCUGAGCUUUUACCCAAGACCAUGGUUGAGGUUGAGGACUUUUUGGAUCCUAAUGAGAAGAUUUCUUUACAACGUGAAGAGACGCCUUCAAACAGGGGUGAGUCUGCUGUUUUGAGUUUUGUCAGCUGGUUAACACUGAGUGAACAGUCAGGGCUCAGAGGUCCCUCCACUGAGAACCAGGAGGCCAAGCAAGCUGCACUGCUCUGCAUAAAACAAUGUGACCCAGAGAAGCUAAAUACAGAAAGCAAGUUUCUGCAGCUGGAGUCUUUGCAGGAGCUCAUGAAGGCUCUCAUCUCUGUGACCCCCGAUGAGGAAACAUAUGAUGAAGAAGAUGCUGCUUUUUGUUUGGAGAUGCUUCUACGUAUUAUUCUUGAAAACAGGGACAGAGUAUCGUGUGUUUGGCAAACGGUGCGGGAUCAUCUGUAUCAGUUGUGUGUCCAUGCUAAUGAGAGCUGCUUCCUGGUGGAGAGAGCAGUGGUGGGAUUGCUCAGGCUUGCCAUACGCUUGUUGCGCAGAGAGGACAUCGGCUCACAGGUUCUACUCUCCCUUCGCCUGCUGCUGAUGAUGAAGCCUCACGUCCUGUCUAGAGUCAGUCGGGAGGUGGCCUACGGCUUGCAUGAACUGCUUAAAACUAACGCUGCCAACAUCCACAGCACUGACGAUUGGUACACGCUCUUUUCCCUUCUGGAGUGCAUUGGCGCUGGGGUCAAACCUCCGGCUGCUCUGCAGUUCGCCAACACUAACCCAGACAAUGAUACAGGCGCGCAGUCAGAUAGUGAACUCAGCUCAUAUCAUCAGAGUGAAGUUAGUCUUGACCGGGGAUACACGUCUGACUCUGAGAUUUACAACGAGCAUGGCAAAUCCAGAAUACCCCGUUCUGCCACUGAUGUGGAUGUAGGCUGGCUAGUGGUGGGUAAAGAUGACCUGGACGGAUCGAAGGCAGCGGUGACCACACCUUCAAAGCCCAUGACCCAUCCUCUCGUUAACCAGUACAGUUUAACUCUCGGGCAGGACAUGGGUCUGCAUGAUACUAAGUCUCUCAUCAAGUGUGUGGAUUCGCUUUCCUUCAUCGUACGCGAUGCUGCUCACGUCACUCCAGAAAACUUUGAGCUUUGUGUUAAAGCCAUUCGUGUGUUCGUGGAGGCCAGCCUUAAUGGAGGCUACCGCACCCACGAGAAGAAGAAGAGCCACAAAUACGACUCCAAAUCCAGCCGGCUCCGAAAGAAGCCACGCGAGAAGGAAGGCGCUUCACGGAGAACCAAAGCGUCCAGUCAGCGGCCCGCCCGUUCCCAUAGCGACGAUGAGGAGGAGGAGGGCGUGCCGGCCAGUUACCACACGGUGUCUUUUCAGGUUAGUCUGGACUUGUUAGACCUGAUGCACACACUGCACACGCGAGCAGCCGGCAUCUACAGCUCCUGGGCGGAGGAACAGCGCCAUCUAGAGGAUGCAGGAAAGAAGAUCGAGGCAGACUCUCAAACGCUGUGGACCAGCUGCUGGUGUCCGCUCCUGCAAGGUAUGGCUUGGUUGUGCUGUGACGCACGUAGACAAGUCCGCAUGCAAGCACUCACUUACCUACAGAGGGCACUUCUGGUCCAUGAUCUACAAACACUGGAUGCGGUGGAGUGGGAGUCUUGCUUCAAUAAGGUCAUGUUUCCUCUGCUGACCAAACUCCUGGAAAAUAUCAGUCCAGCUGAUGUGGGCGGCAUGGAGGAGACCAGGAUGAGGGCCUGCACACUGCUUUCCAAGGUGUUCCUGCAGCAUCUUUCUCCUCUGCUCUCUCUGCCCACGUUUGCUGCCCUCUGGCUCACCAUUCUGGACUUCAUGGACAAGUACAUGCACGCUGGAUCCAGCGACCUUCUGCUGGAGGCCAUCCCUGAAUCCCUGAAGAACAUGCUGCUGGUGAUGGACACAGCAGGGAUCUUUCACAGCGCAGACUCCCGCACAGGAUACUCAGACUUGUGGGAAAUCACCUGGGAGAGAAUAGACUGUUUCCUGCCCCGUCUAAAAGAGGAGCUCUUCAAACAGGCUGUCAUGCCAGAACCUGUGUGUAAUGUUCCUGUGGAGCCCGUCCCGUCUCCUGUUGCUGUUCCUCCAGCCGCUCCCACUGUGCCAGCUCCAUCACCAGUGCCAGCAGCCCCUGCAGAGCCAAAUAUCCCCAGCAGACCCUCAUCGCCUCAAGACAUGCCGACACAGAGUGUCAACGGUGAUCGAACAGACAGAUCAUCUCCAGUUCCUCCCUCAACACCUCCGCUACCCACUCCAGCCAAGAAGAGUCCUCCAGAGUCCCAGCCGCCUCUCAGCCAGUCCCCGCUCAUCCUGCAGCCCCUCGCCUCCCCUCUGCAAGUGGGCGUCCCCCCGAUGACCCUGCCAAUCAUCCUGAACCCCGCCCUUAUAGAGGCCACCUCGCCCGUGCCCCUGCUGCCCCGCCCCUCCGCAGACUGACCCGCCCCUCCGCCAACUGCCCCGCCCACAGUGUUGCAGCAUUUAAAGGAGAAUCGCGCUGGAAGAAGCAUCUGAUUUCACUGUAGCCCACACACUAUUCAAUUAUGUAAGAGCGGGAGCUGGAAGAAGAGCGUACGAGAGGACAUUGAAAUGCAUGGUUGCCUCUCCUCGUUUCAAACAUCAAAGCUUCUCCCAGACCGAUCGGACGGGAAUGUCCUUCAGCCAGAGAUGAGCAUAUUUAUUCAAAUCAGGAAGGUGCCACCCCCGGAGGGACAGUUCAUUAUUGAUGGGACGAGAUGUAUUUCUGGUAGGUUAACCGCAGCUGUCAGAGCAGAUUUUAAUGUGUUAGUACCGGUCAGGCAGAGAUCACAGAGAAUGGCUGAUGAGUAGAGGUCCGGCUUAUUAAACCGUACAAUGUACAUUAGCGCUGAAGCUUUUAGCACCGCUCAAGAUUAACGAGACUGUACAGUAUGAUGAAGAAAACCUAACUUAUUUAGACUAUUCUUGUUGCUUUUACACUUUAAGUAUAUCAUAUUGGUGUAAAUUGGUCUAGAGGAAAAUUAAAGUAACAAUCCACCCAAAAGCGGAUAAUGGUGUCAUCAUUUACUCGUCCUCCACUUAUUUAUAUUUAUAAAUGUGGUAACCCUUUAUAAUAACUACACACUAUGAAUUAUUUAUUAAACAUUAGCAUAUAGUGAAUUCAUUAUCUGUUAAGCAAUAACUCUACAUUAAUAAACGCUAGUAAGCAGUUUAUAACUGCAGCUAUAAAUGCUGUAUUUUUUACUUUUAAGCACAUGUAUAAUGUGCUUGAUGAUUGUGUUGUAAUAGUUUGAUAAUGAUUCAUUUUUCAUUACUAAAUUAUAAUUGCAUUAUUUACGAACCAGUUAUUUAAGAAUAGUGUGUUUAAGAUCAUUCAGAAUGAGUUAAUGAUUAAUAAACUAUUGAAAUCAACAUUUAUAAUUCUUAUUAUUCAGGCAUAUACUAAUAGUUAACUUGUAUGUUUGUAAAUGCUUUAUUAACAGCUUCAUCCAGUUUUGAGAACUAAUCUAAAGUGAGGACUAAUUAUGCUUUAUAAAUCUCUUAUAAAUGAAAAUUAAAGGCUCAGUUAAAUUCUAAACUGAAAAAAAAAUAAAAUAAAUGACUUUAUUAAUUUCUGUCCAUUUGAGGAUACACAAAUGAAACUGUAUCAAAUACAAAAUAAAUCUUUGCAACCUUAUCUAAAAUAAAAUGACUGUACAGUUUAAACAUCGCUAAAUAACAUUAAAAUGCUGUAUCAUAAUAUAGUGUUAAAUUAUUAUAUUGUUGUUGUUUUAGACAAUUUUUACAGUAGUAGUAGUUUUAUUUUGAGAUAGGAUUGCAAAGAUUAUUGUUCAUUUAAUACCGAGCCUUUAAUUGUCAUUUAUAAGGGAUUUACAAAGCAUGAAUAGUCCUCACUUUAGAUGAGGUCACAAAACUAGAUGAAGUUGAGUUAAUAAAGCAUUUACUAACAUGCAUAAUAACCAUUAUUAUACGCCUAUGUGAACGUGAAUUUCAAUAGUUUAUUAACCAUUUACUUAUUCUGAAUGAUCUUAAAAACUAUCGGCUACUCUUGAAUACAAAUGGUUUGUAAAUAAUGCGAUACUUAAUUUAAUAAUAAAAAUAAUAUAAUAUAAUUAUUAAGCACAUUAUGAAUGU
Molecule: messenger RNA, 7438 nt
Organism: Danio aesculapii
Lineage: Eukaryota; Metazoa; Chordata; Actinopteri; Cypriniformes; Danionidae
Gene: gbf1
Product: golgi brefeldin A resistant guanine nucleotide exchange factor 1
Exons: 41
Coding region: 131-5764 (1877 amino acids)
Biological process (GO): regulation of ARF protein signal transduction
Molecular function (GO): guanyl-nucleotide exchange factor activity
Source: RefSeq, a predicted model, not a curated record